CCGGCGUCAGAGGAUCGUAUGACUGUUUGUGCACUUCUGGACAUCGCGGAUAAUCCUUUGUCUUCACCAUCGGAUUGCCCCGUGAUUUUCCUCACUUUUCAACGCUGGUCGUGGAUUUUUAACGUCUGAGGAAACAUCGGAUAAGCCAUGUCGUCAGUGCAAAGAGGAAGAGCAGGGCCCCGAUUCGGGAAACGUGAGGCUCCAGCUCCCAGAAGCAGGAAACCUCCUAGGAUGCGUCGUGAAUCACCCUCGAACACGAGGAUGGACGGAAAUUCUGAUCCUCCAUCACCCAUGCCACCCCAGCAUGAGCCAAUCAUCAAUGAACCACCGCAGUGGUUUGUUUCAUAUAUGAAUGCUUUUAAGAAGGAAAUGAUUGCUGAUCUGCUGAAGGCCCUGGACGAGAACCCAGAGGACGAGGAGAAACGCCGUUUCUACAAGAAGAGUUACUUCAUGCUCAAGUCUCGUUUCCACUCUCUGCAGAGCCAAAUGGAGCAGCAAAACUACUCUCAGAGGUCUUCAGGAGCUGCAGGUCCCACUCCACUGAUGAACGGUCACUCUCGACCCCAGAAUGGUAAUUCCAGGCCACAAGGAAGAUCCCAAAACGUUCGCAGGAAUGGUCAGGACUCUCACCCCGUCAACAAUGACCAACCAAUCCCUUCUGUCUCCUCUUCUCAACCCUCCAGCUCCCCACCAGAAUCUACUCAGAACAUUCAGGGCCCUUCUAAACCGCCUAGGGGAGAUAGCAAGUCAAGGAGACCCCAGAAGAGGGAGCAAGAGAAAGCUGAUGGAAAAGCUGAGCAGAAUGAUAAGAACAUCACAGCUGAGGAGAAUGUUCCAACGAAAAUUCUCAAUGAGUCCUCAGAGGACGAGCUAAAGCAUCCCUCCCUCUCCAAGAAGAUCAGAAGCAUCCUGAACAAAGUGACCCCCUCGAACUUCCAAAAUCUCCUGGAACAAAUGAAGGGGCUGAACAUCGAGAGUGAGGACGACGAGAACGGCAUCAUAAGCCAAUUCUUCGAGAAGGCUAUCGACGAGCCCAUGUACUCGAGGACCUACGCCCUCCUCUGCAAGCAGUUUGUCCUGGUUCAGCCGAAAAUCCUCCACCUCCGUUCACUGAUCAUCUCCAGAUGUGAAUCAGAGUUCGAUAAGCAUAAGUCUCUGGACAUCCUCAAAGCGAAGAAGCUCGAGGAGCUGGAGGGAACUACCGACGAAUCAUCGAAGAAGCUCUUGCAGGAAGAACUCAGGCAGAUGAAUGAGGAAAACCCCAAAGAAUUCUUGGGGAACAUUCUGUUCAUUGGAGAGCUCUACAACGAGGAUCUACUCUCCAACUACUUCCUCCACAAGAUCAUUCAGCAUCUGCUGCUGAACUCAAAUGAGACUCACCUGGAGUACCUCUGCAAACUGUUAAAAAUCUCUGGCAAGAACUUCGAAUUCAGAGACGAUGAUCAAUCGACUUACUACGAGAAACUGUCAGAGAUGUCCCUGCAGAGUGGAUUAAGCACUCGAAUUAAAUUCAUGAUCGAGGAACUCAUCGAUGUGAGGUCGAGGGGGUGGAAGUGGAGGAGGGAUGAGGCUGAAGAGGAUCAUCUGGUGGAAAUCUUCAGCUUCUCAAAGGUUCUGGACUUCUACUGUGGAGGUCAAGACAAGGAGAACUUCGUGGAGGCCUUCUACAAGGAGAUUCAGCCUCAGUUCAAUCUGUUUGAGUCCACAAAUUUCACCAGGGAACUUCUUAACUCGGCUAUUGAGAGGGUUCAACUCAGGAAUGAGUACUUUGAAAUCUUCAGGAAGGAUCUGGGGAAUAAAAUUGUUGAGUGGGUUGGGGGAGAGCAGGUGUUCCUGGAGAUUGUGUUGAGGGAGUUGAAGCUGUUUUUCAGUCAUUUUGAGGAGAUAUUCAUGCAGAUUCCUGAUGUCUGGAAGUGCUUGGCUGUGUUCCUGGGGAAGUUGGUUAGAGAAUGGGAGGGGGAGCUGGGUCCUAAGAAAGUUCUGGACAUGCUGGAGGAACUGAAGGACCAGGAGAUGAGGAGGAACUUUGCGAGGGAUCUGAUUGAGGGGCUGGAGAGGAAGAUGAAGGGAGAGCUGGAAACGUGGAUGAGCAAGGAGGGAGUGAACGUCGGUGACUUUGUGGGUAUUGAAGGCAAUGUGGAGGAGAAGAAAGAGAAGAAAGAGGAAGAGGGUGAGAACAAGCCAGUGGAGGAAAUCGAGAUUUCAUAAGAAAUGACACUUUUUCAAGUUCAUAAGUUAAACUCAAAGUUUAUUUCUUCCGUUUUUUUAUAUUUUUUUUUCUCAAUGUGGAACAUGUUCAAAACACAUUCAUUAUUUCUCUUCGACAUUUGUCGUCAUUAGUUUCUUUUUAUUAUUACUAAGUGCUAUCAUUUUUUUAUGGAAAAUAAUGUAAGUUGAUACCAGUAAAUAAA
This is a messenger RNA of Diachasma alloeum, 2411 nucleotides long. Its product is annotated as eukaryotic translation initiation factor. Gene Ontology annotation, cellular component: eukaryotic translation initiation factor 4F complex. The record is from RefSeq and is a predicted model, not a curated record. Gene Ontology annotation, molecular function: mRNA binding; protein binding; translation initiation factor activity. NCBI's taxonomy places the organism in Eukaryota, Metazoa, Arthropoda, Insecta, Hymenoptera, Braconidae. The transcript is spliced from 4 exons. The coding region runs from base 148 to 2208 and encodes 686 amino acids.